Molecule: messenger RNA, 757 nt
Organism: Zophobas morio
Lineage: Eukaryota; Metazoa; Arthropoda; Insecta; Coleoptera; Tenebrionidae
Exons: 3
Coding region: 1-690 (229 amino acids)
Source: RefSeq, a predicted model, not a curated record
AUGACGAAAAAAACAACGCUGUGGGAUGAACUAAACGCCGAGUUAAAGCGCCUAAAACAACGCUUAUGGCAUACCAUGAAAGGCGUUGGUAACUUAAGACAUCAAGACGAUAGCCCUGGAAGUCGGAAUCCGCCAAAGAGUGUCAAUAAUCGGCAGUCAGCGGCAUGUGCGGUCUGGUGGCCUCUGGUCACGGGCCAUGAAGCCCUGACGAGUAGGAGGGUCGCGGCGGUGAGCGCAGAAGGACUGGCCGUGAAGCCGUCUGGAGCCGCCGUCGGUGCAGAUGUUGGUGAUAGUAGCAAAUACUCCAGCGAGGCCGAGGAGCCGCCGUCAGUGCAGAUCUUGGUGGUAGUAGCAAAUACUCCAGCGAGGCCCUGGAGGAUUGACGUGGAGAGGGUUUCGUGUGAACAGCCGUUGCACACGAGUCAGUCGAUCCUAAGCCCUAGGCGAAAGCCGAUGUCGAUGUGGUGUAGAUUUGUCGUUGGUCACAAACACGACCUCCAGAGCCGUGGUGACGUGAACGUACGGAUUGUGCACACACCCGUUGGGCGAAAGGGAAUCCGGUUCCUAUUCCGGAACCCGGCAGCGGAACCGCUUAUAAUUCGGGCCCUCGCAAGAGAGUUCGUCGGGGCAACCCAAAAGGACCCGGAGACGCCGUCGGGAGAUCCGGGAAGAGUUUUCUUUUCUGCAUGAGCGUUCGAGUUCCAUGGAAUCCUCUAGCAGGGAGAUAUGGUUUGGAACGCGAAGAGCACCGCAGUUG